Messenger RNA from Sycon ciliatum, 2870 nucleotides. RefSeq lists its product as uncharacterized. The transcript has 8 exons. Bases 164 to 2314 code for a protein of 716 amino acids. Lineage: Eukaryota; Metazoa; Porifera; Calcarea; Leucosolenida; Sycettidae. The record is from RefSeq and is a predicted model, not a curated record.
GACACAUGGAGAGCUGGCCUUUCCCAGGAUAUCCAAACACCAGCGGCUGUACUGCGUAGCCGUGUCUUGUGGUGUUGUACAUUCUGCUGAAGAAGCUACAGGUCUUAGUCAAGCAUGUUAACAACUGAAUUUGUUGUCCUUCUACCGGUAUGUUUGGUGGCGCAUGCGUGUGUGGUCUCCAGUUUCUCCGGAAUGCCAAAAAGACUGCAAUAAAGUAGUAGACCUGAUGAAAGAGUUCUCAGCACCGGAACGUCAACGGGUGGUCCACACUGCCCAGGAUGUGGCACGAAUGCGCACAUCACAGACCGUCCUCGACAAGAGAAAGAAACUCAUCCACGUACCACAGCCAACCUCGCCUGUGAGCGUAGACUUGCUGAGCAUGCGGAACAUGGGAGAAGAACAACGGCAAGCGGCAUUGACUGAAAUCGACCGUUUGGCGUCCAACACUAUCAUCAUUGAUGACGUGAAGGACUGUGCAGAUGAGGCAGGGAAGUACCAGGGUCACGUGACACGGGCCGACGGCCGAGUUGAAAAAUCGCCAGCUGAUAUACAUAGAGAGUUAAGUAAGCACCCUUGUUUCAUCAGCAUGGGGUCUGCCAGGGAGGACCGCAGCAUUUCAGAGACCAAGCAGUACUUGAAGGAUACUGGCUUCAUUGACGAGAACACGGUCAUCACAGAGAUCACUGAAUAUGAACUUGUUCCUGUGACUAGGCUGGCCAUUCGUGACAGCAAACGACUGAAGUUUAAAGACGAGAGGUCGUCUAUAGUGAAGUUCAUCAUUGACUUUGAGUACAAUCACAAAGGCCGUCCAAGCUUCGUUGACAGAGUCGUACGGAACCUCCGCGCUCUCCUUGGUGAUGAGAGUAUCCACGCCGACAGCGUACACGGAGAGAGCGGAGGCACAGCGGUGUUUGUACAGAUGUCUGCCAAGGCUCAUGCAAGGCUCUGGGAGUUCUGUAAGGAUCAAUCUAGCCUGCUCGCUGGUCUGCACAUUCUCGAAGUGUCAACUGUGGACGGAGCGGUAGUCUUCACUUUGCGUCCCACGGCAUGCAGUGGCGAAGGUAUUUAUCCUGACGACCAGAAGCGCUUGGUUGAAGAGUUCUCCGGGAGAUUUCCAUUUUUGGACCGAGAUGUGCUGUCUGUCGCUGUGGCUGACCAACCGGAUGUUGAGCAUGCAGUGAUUGCAGCGACCAAGCUCGUCUUCGAUGAAGGCGAAGCAUGCUUGAAUGCACUGCCUGAGAUUCUUGGUGGUGUGGCGGCAAGAAAGGCAACUUCGACCCCUGCUCACAUUGGUCAUCCUGAACAGGCCAAUUCAACCCGUGUCUCUGCCAAUUCUGGACAUGCAGUAGAAAUCCAGGGAGCUGACAAUGAGCUGCCUCUCGGGCUGCAUCCAAAGCCCAAGUGGUCUUUUCGUGGCCGUCUACCUGAUAGCUGGCAAGGUUACCGUCGUUGUACCAUGUACAAUGGGCAUGCUUACAUUGUGUGCCAGGAAGAGGAGGAAGGACCAAUGAUCUACCGGUCUACUCAUUCUCUCAAGGAAAGUCUUCAGGUGGCAUGGACAAGAGUAAUCGCCAUUGACAACCCACACUUUUGGUCAUGCAGAAGAUUUUGCAUUCACAAUGAAAAAAUGUACUUUGGAAUUAUUAGUGAUAGGUAUAUCCCCAAAAUCCAUGUUGUAGAUCUACAGGGAAACUGUUGUACUAGAGAAAUACAAUGUGAUUGUAUGCCAGUACAAGAUACGAGUAUGAGUACAUCUUUCACGCAUUUAGGGGAUGUAUUUAUAACCCAGUCAGCGCUUCUAAUAGUAUGCUUAUGGCGCAAUCCUUUCUUAGAAGUUAUUUCAUUAGAUACCAGACAUGAUGGUGCAGUAUGGACAAAAUUGGAUCCGCUCCGCAUGCCGGAGCCGCCGGUCAGCAUCUGCAGCACUGACGAUACUCUGUUUGUGAUACCAAGGAGAGACCUCAAUGAUACGCAUUUGUCAAUCAUGAAGUUGGAUGUAAGUGAGGAAAGUCUGCGAAGGCCAUCAUGGCUCGAGAUCAAAGUGGACAUGACUCUUGAUGUAGAUGUAUUCCGUUGUGUUUUGGCUGCUGUGGGUAACACUAUAGUCAUGCCAAGCUGGUACUAUAGCCAUGAUGAUGGUAAAACUGUCAAUGGUGUCAUGUGUGUUGAUUGUAGUACGUGUAUCGGCCGGUGUUCUGUCUGGCCGUCGCCAUCCAGUACAUUAUUUGCCUGGCAGUUGAUGGUGGAUGGCGAUACGCUUAUUGCACUCUAUCAUGAUCACUCAGUGUAUACUCUUCAGCUACCUGACCAUUAAUUUGCAGACACUAGUGAUCGAUCGGCUUCUACAUGCAUGUAUGCCAAGGCGGUGUACAAUGUAGAUAUUCUGCUGCGGCUAGGUCAUGUGAUGGACAACUGGUGCACACUGUGGUUUUUGUGAUCCUGGGUUUUUUCGUUUGCACAUGCAUACCCUGUUCUACUGGGGACCCAUAUGCGUGAUGUGUUUGGUGUCCAGUUCACAUGCAUACCCUGUUCUGCUUGGGACCCAUAUGCAUGAUGUGUUUGGUGUCCAGUUCUUUCAGGCCAUCAUUCUACAUAGGCACUGUCCUGAAAUGCUUAUUGUCUAUGUACAUAUUAUACAUUAUGUUGGAGGCAUAUUAUAAUUAUAUAGAUAUUAUGUAUAUAGAAUGCUGUCCAUGGAUUGGAUAUGAUGUAUUAUAUAUAUAUACAUAGAAUAUUAGUUCUAAAACUCAACAGCUCUCUACACAUACAUACUCAUUAUAACUGUGUACAUAGUAGUCUUUUUUUGUCAGUGAUUGACAAAACCCCAUAGGUUGAAUUGGUCACCAGCCACAUUACUUCCUUCCUAGAAA